AUGUCAGCGAUCGAAAAACAACUGGAGGAAACAAAAAAAGAAAUUGAAAAGGUGGAAGGAGAGUUAAAAAAUGUGGAAGGAGAGUUGAAAGAGUUUAUGAAAGAGGAGAACUUGAAGAAGUAUAAAGAGUUGUGGGGGCUGGAAGAAUUAAAGAAUGAAAAGGACAGAGCUGUUUCGUGA
Funneliformis caledonium is the source of this 180-nucleotide messenger RNA. NCBI's taxonomy places the organism in Eukaryota, Fungi, Glomeromycota, Glomeromycetes, Glomerales, Glomeraceae. The record is from the annotation of a GenBank genome assembly.